AUGAACCAUAACAUGAGGCUCUCGAUUUUCACCAAGGUUACUCCUCUUAGGUUGCUUUCUGUUGCUAACACUCGCUUUGCCUCCAUCAUUGUGAUGCUUAAGAGAUUGAAACUUAUCAAAAGGGGUCUUCAAGAUAUGGUCAUAAGCGAAGAAUGGUCUUCUUAUAGAUUAGAUGACACUGAGAAAGCAAACUCUGUGAAAGAAUAUAUUUUGAAUGAUGAUUGGUGGGAUAAAGUAACAUAUAUUCUUAGUUUCACUAGACCUAUAUAUGAGAUGAUUAGAGCUUGUGACACUGACAAGCCAUGUUUACACUUCGUCUAUGAGAUGUGGGAUUCUAUGAUUGAGAAAGUGAAGAUUGAGAUCUACAAGAAAGAAAAAUGUCCUGCAUCUCAAAUAAGUUGUUUUUACGACGUUGUGCAUCAUAUUUUAGUGGCUUGA
This is a messenger RNA of Lactuca saligna, 438 nucleotides long. Lineage: Eukaryota; Viridiplantae; Streptophyta; Magnoliopsida; Asterales; Asteraceae. The record is from the annotation of a GenBank genome assembly.